UGUUGGCUAGCAACAUUAAUUGUCUAUGAUUAUCUAUGUUUUCUAUAUUUCAUAUCAUUGUCUAUGUUCAACUUCCUCUUCCGUUUCUGCUCUUCACACGAAAAUACACGGAUCAAUCACAAUUCCCGUUUAUUAUUACUCCCACGAGCUUCAAGCACCCCCAGGGCCUACAAACCAACCACAUACAGUCCACUCCGCUCCAUGGUCCUUCUCGGAUCGAGGGGUAAGCUGGGAAGUACGACAAACGCAAAAUCCGUGCGAACUAUUUUCGAGCUUCGCGCCAUACAAGUUCAAAAAGGGCGCCAUCUUGCAGCUCCACGCAAAUUAUCCAUCGUGGUGUGCAACAAGAACGCAGCGGAAGGUGCAAUUUCGAUCGUCGAGGUUGGCAAGACUGCGCUGAGAUCAGCGCCACCAACAACCAAUCAGCGAGCGCGAAUCAGCGAGUCUGCGCUAAGAACGGUGCCAUCGACCAAUCGGCGCGCGCGAUUCUGCGGGCCGAGAGCAUCCGGCGCACGAAGAUACCGCCGACUGUCAGCCGAGCCGCCGCAGCCGUCAAAGUCGCAAACAAAAGUGCAAAGCAGAAAAAAUUCAACUCACGCCGCCAUUUUUCGGUUGACAUCGAACAAUAUUUUAGUAUUAGUGACUAUAAGUGCUAAAAGUUAAGUGGUGCAAUUGUAUUUACAACCAAAAAUGGAUUUAAAAAAACUUAAAUCCGCAAGGGGCUUCGUAAAAGAUGGUUAUACGUCUCGGGCAUAUCAACUCGAGCGGGACCUGGACGCCGAACCCAGCCUGGAGGAUUUACUCUGCUAUCUGGACAAAAGGGCUCUGGCGCUGGAGGGCACCGACCAGGGUCUUCACCAACAACAACCCCAAGCAAGAUACGGGAAGGUAGCAGCACACGCAGCCGCAGCUGACAAGCCGCCAACCUGCUUAAAUUGUGCUAUUGCCGGAGAAGAGCAGUGUGACUCCUGCCAACAACAGCGGGAAGCAGUCGCCAGCUGAGAAUGAUCUGCACAUCUUUAACACACACUUCGGCCACAUCAUCGGAGGGAGUCUGCCGACAGGUUCCAUUAAGGGUCAAAUAUUAUGUAAUAAGGUAGUGCUAAAAUGUGAAAUGGAUCUCAAUGAAACACUAGGCCAAUUUUGGACAAAUGAAAAAGUACCUGAAAUAUUUUCAGAGAAGUCUCCAGAACAUGAGCUCUGUGAGCAAAUAUUCCAAAAUUCAGUAGAACUCAAAGAUAAACAGUUUCAAGUUCCAUUGCCCUUGAAAUUACCUCUGUCUGAAGUAAAAGAGACACUAGGUGAUUCAUUUAAUUUGGCUCUGAAAAGAUUUCAUAACUUAGAAAAGAAAUUAAUGGCAAACCCAGAGCUAUUCAUGCAAUAUAAACAAUUCAUACAUGAAUUUUUAUCUCUUGGUCAUGGUCACUAUGUCGACAUUGAGAUGUAUGACAUCAAUAAACAGGCAGCUUACUACAUGCCUCACCAUGCAAUAAUUAAGCCAGAGAGUAAAACAACAAAAGUACGCUCGGUGUUUGAUGCGAGCAUGAAAACAAACAAAAAAGUAUCAUUGAAUGACUUACAGUUGAAUGGUCCUGUGGUUCAGAGAGAUCUAUUUGAUAUUAUGCUGUUGUUCAGAUUAGGUAGGUAUACCAUUACCUCAGACAUCAAGCGCAUGUUCAGGAACAUCCUGGUAGAUCCAGCGUUCACAUCGCUGCAAAACAUUCUCUGGAGGGACGAUCCCAGUCAACCUAUAAAAUGCAUUAGACUAGAUAGGGUAACCUAUGGUCUCAAGAGUUCGAGUUAUUUAGCUACUAGAUGUUUAAUAGAACUAGCUAACAGGUAUGAGAAUGAAUAUCCCUUAGCUGCAUUCAUACUAAGGAACAACACUUAUGUCGACGACGUGUUGUAUUCUCACAAUGAUUUAGCCACAGUAUGUGAAGCUAAACAACAAUUAUGCUCGUUAUUGAGUUUAGGCAGUUUUAACACUCAUAAGUGGUCCUCCAACAACGAGUUGGUUUUGUCAGAUAUACCAUUGGAGGAUCAACACUUUGACAGUAUUGAUUUGCAAAAAGACAACUACAAUAUGAAAACCCUAGGUCUUCAGAUUAAUACUAAAGAGGAUAAUUUUAUCAUAACUUCACCAGGAACGUUCGAUACAAAUCUACUCACAAAAAGAAGCAUACUUAGUUAUAUAGGUAGGUGCUACGAUCCGAUCGGUUUCAUAAAUCCGAUAAUAGUAGUAGCAAAAUCAAUAAUGCAGAAGUUAUGGAUCAACAACACAGAUUGGAAUUCAUGCCCUCCAACUGAUGUAGAAAGGGAAUGGAUCCAAUUCACCGAAGACUUAAGAGUCAUGGAACCAAUUCAAAUCAAUAGAAAUGUAAGGUUUUCAGACGAAGACACAGUGGAGUUGAUCGGGUUUGCAGAUGCAUCCAGUUCCACGGCACACGGUUGUUGCAUCUAUCUGCGAGUAACCACCCCAACAGGUAAUACCACGUUACAUCUACUCUGUUCUAAGUCUAGAAUAAACCCUAUACAAAAAAAGGGGAUGACAGUGCCAAGGCUCGAAUUGAAUGCCGCACUAUUGUUAUCUAAAUUAAUGUCGAAAACAUACGACACAUUAAAAUUAAAAGUUAAUGUGAGCAAAGUUUACUUAUUUAGUGACUCACAGAUUGUCCUAGCAUGGCUCAAAAUGGAAUUAACGAAUUUACAAGCAUAUGUCGCAAACAGAGUAAAUGUAAUCCGUCAGCACACCGUCAGCUGGCAAUGGUUGUAUAUUAGUACUGAUAAUAACCCAGCUGACCUCGUAAGCAGAGGCGUCAGGCCGCAUGAGCUGUCAAGUUGCGAGCAAUGGUGGCACGGCCCACGUUUCCUGAAUGACAGUGAGUAUAACUUUCCUAUUACUGAAACGAACACUUCAUCUGAUUUACCAGAAGUGAAGCACUGCUUGGUGCUCUCCAGCGACCACGGGUCUCACACAGGCCCGCUCGAGUAUGUGUUGGAGCGCUUAGUCAGCAAUUGUUCUGAUCUUAGAAAGAUGGUUAGACUCUUAGCAUACAUAUUGCGAUUUCUAAACAAUAUGAAUAAAAAUAAAACUAAAAUAAAUCACGACUAUUUGUCCAGUGCUGAAUUAAAUUCCGCUUUAAUGCUUAUAAUAAAGUACGAACAACAUAAAUAUUUCGAAACAGAGAUAGAUUCUUUGUGCAAAAAUUACAAUCUAAAAGGAAACUUGUCAAAUUUACAUCCUUUUAUAGAUAACGAAGGCCUCCUGCGCGUAGGUGGUAGACUUGACCAUGCUGAUAUAACUUACAACCAAAAACAUCCAGUUAUAUUACCAAGAGAAUCUCACAUUACUACACUGCUUAUUAGAAGUGAGCAUGAAAGACUACUGCACGCAGGCCCUAAGCUAUUAUUAUCUAGUUUAAAUCAAAGAUUUUGGAUUUGUAAUGGAUUAUCAGAAGUUAAAAAAAUAACUCACAAAUGUAUUACAUGUUUCAGACAAAAGGCUACGGUAGCCAAACAACUCAUGGGUUCAUUACCGGCUAGUAGAGUAACCUCUACCAAUAGAGCUUUCGUGCGAGUAGGUGUAGACUUCGCUGGACCUAUCGAUGUUAAAUUGUCACGCGUAAGACGCUCAGUAAUUGGAAAAGGUUACAUCUGCGUUUUUGUAUGUUUUACAACAAAAGCUAUUCACCUCGAGCUAGCUUCAGAUUUAACCACCGACACGUUUCUCGCUUGCCUGCGAAGACAAAUUUCGAGGAGAGGUCUCAUGACUGAAAUACAUUGUGACAAUGCUAGCACAUUCAAAGGUGCCAAUAAUCAAUUAAACGAACUCUAUAAGUUGCAAAGCUCACAAAAUCACCGUCAGCAAGUUUAUAAUUUCGCUUCUCAACAGGGUAUUCAAUUCCAUUACAUACCAUGUUAUUCACCGACGUACGGAGGCAUAUGGGAAUCGUCCGUGAAAAGUACAAAGUACCACCUGAAAAGGGUGAUAGGUAAAAAUGUGUUAACCUACGAACAGUUAAGUACUGUGCUGUGUGAAAUCGAAGCAGUCCUCAACUCUAGACCGUUGCUACCCUUGACCGCUGACCCAACUGACUACUCUUACCUUACACCAGGUCAUUUUUUAAUUGGUAACGCCUUAAUGAUGUACCCUGAAAGCGAUAUCACUAAUAUCCCACAAAAUAGAUUAAAGUUUUGGCAAAUUUGUACUCAAAUCAAACAAUCAUUUUGGAAAGUCUGGCACAAAAACUAUUUAAAUGUAUUACAAAAUAGACCUAAGUGGAAAUUUGAUGUAUGUAAUGUUAAACUAGGUAGUCUAGUUAUUUUAAAAGAGGACAACGCACCUCCAAUGAUGUGGCCCAUGGCCAGGAUUGUAAAACUCUUCCCCGGGCAUGACAGCAAGGUUAGAGCUGUAGAAGUGAGAACUCCUAAUAAUAAGUCUCACAUUAGGGCUAUAAAUAAAAUUUGCAUAUUACCUAUUGAGGAUAAUAUUUAGUAAGUGAUUAAUUUUUUAAGUACUUGUUGAUGUAGUUGUAAUUCAACCUAACUUUGAUGUUAUUGUUAAACUGUUUUGUUAACACCAUUGUUAUUAUUGUGUUUUAUUAGAUAACUACAUGUGUAAUUUCCCUUUGUUGUUAAUAUAGUAUAACAUCAGUUGUUAAUAUACUUAAUGUUGUGUUUUGAAUGUUAUUUCCAAAUACGUAUAGGUAUAUUAUUAGAAAACCAUUAUUGUAUAAAAGUAAAUUGAUACCUAAAAGUGUUAAGUACAUAGGCACAUAGUUAUAUUUCAUACAUAUAUUAAGAAAAAUGUUAUUUGUUUUCUCAUCUUGUGAGGCCGCAGCAUGUUGGCUAGCAACAUUAAUUGUCUAUGAUUAUCUAUGUUUUCUAUAUUUCAUAUCAUUGUCUAUGUUCAACUUCCUCUUCCGUUUCUGCUCUUCACACGAAAAUACACGAAUCAAUCACAA
Molecule: messenger RNA, 4964 nt
Organism: Plutella xylostella (diamondback moth)
Lineage: Eukaryota; Metazoa; Arthropoda; Insecta; Lepidoptera; Plutellidae
Source: RefSeq, a predicted model, not a curated record